This is a messenger RNA of Solanum dulcamara, 2159 nucleotides long. Its product is annotated as glutathione hydrolase 1-like. Gene Ontology annotation, molecular function: glutathione gamma-glutamate hydrolase. Gene Ontology annotation, cellular component: plasma membrane. Lineage: Eukaryota; Viridiplantae; Streptophyta; Magnoliopsida; Solanales; Solanaceae. The transcript has 7 exons. Bases 186 to 1931 code for a protein of 581 amino acids. Gene Ontology annotation, biological process: glutathione catabolic process. The record is from RefSeq and is a predicted model, not a curated record.
UCCUAAAAAUUUGGUCACCUCAACUCUCUAAAACAUGAAGGCAAUUAGUUUUAUUUAUUAUUGGUAGGUAAGUGUCUAAAUUCCAAUAAUAUAAAACUUCUUUUAUACUGAAUUGAUCUAAAUUCAACCAUUACCAUUAGAGCAGCACUUCUUUUAGCCUGCAAGAAUUUUUCCAGCUCUAAAGGAUGAACAUCACUUCUCUGUUGAUGUCAAAGUGGCCUUGCUCUAGAUUUCUGCUUGUUUUGGCAUUGCUGUUGGUGAUAUCUGUAACAAGUACGAGUUUAGCAUAUGAUAGACGCGAGGUAAUAAAGGCGAAUCAUGGUGUUGUUGCCACUGAUGAUGGUCGAUGCUCGAGGAUUGGAAGAGAUGUUCUGAGAGAAGGAGGCCACGCUGUGGAUGCAGCGGUUGCUGCAGCAUUUUGCUUGGGAGUUGUCAGUCCCGCGUCUAGUGGCAUAGGCGGAGGUUCAUUCAUGCUAAUAAGAUCAGCAGAUGGAAAAACACAAGCCUUUGAUAUGAGAGAAAUUGCUCCUAAGCAAGCCUCUAAGAAUAUGUAUGCACAAAAUGCUGCUCUAAAAGCUAGCGGAGUUCUUUCAAUAGCAGUUCCAGGAGAAAUUGCUGGCCUUUACAACGCGUGGAAACAAUAUGGAAAGCUUCCAUGGAGAAGGCUUGUGAGGCCAGCUACACAUCUAGCUCAUAGCGGGUUCAAAAUUUCUCCGUAUCUUCACAUGCAAAUGCUCAAAAGUGAAUCAGAUAUAAUGGCCGAUAAAGGACUUCAUGACUUGUUCACUUCAAAUGGCAGCCUUUUGCGGAUAGGAGAUAUAUGUUAUAACAAAGAGCUAGGGAAAACACUAAGAGCACUUUCCGCGUAUGGAAUUAGACCAUUUUACAAUGGAUCGAUUGGGGUCAAAUUGAUCAAGGAUAUAAGAAAAUCUGGAGGCAUAUUGACAAUGGAAGACUUGCAGCAGUAUCAAGUUCGAAUAAGAGAACCUAUCACUGCAGACGUUAUGGGAUUUAAGAUAAUUGGUAUGCCACCUCCUUCAGCAGGAGGCGCUGCAAUGGUUCUAAUACUGAACAUUCUUGCACAAUAUGGAUUUCCCAUGGAAGGUCCGAGCUCCCUUCUAAUUCAUCGACAAAUUGAAGCCCUGAAACAUGCAUUUGCAGUGAGGAUGAACCUUGGGGAUCCAGAUUUCGUUAAGGUCAAAAAUGUCGUAAAUGAUAUGCUUUCAACUGAAUUUGCAAAACAGUUGAAGAAGACCAUUUAUGACAACAUGACUUUCAAUCCCAAUCACUAUGGUGGCAAGUGGGAUCAGAUUAAUGAUCAUGGAACCAGCCACAUGUCCGUUGUGGACAGUGAACGAAAUGCUGUUUCGAUGACAAGCACUGUAAAUGCUUACUUUGGUGCUAAGUAUCUCUCACCAAGUACUGGGAUAGUUCUUAACAAUGAAAUGGAUGAUUUCUCCGUUCCUGCAAAACGUUCCGAGAAUGUUCCACCGCCAGCACCUGCAAAUUUUAUCUAUCCAGGCAAAAGGCCAUUGUCAUCAAUGACUCCUACUAUUGUUCUCAAGGGUGGACAAUUGAGAGCUGUUGUUGGUGCAAGUGGAGGAGCAAUGAUCAUUGCUGGCACUGCUGAGGUUUUUCUGAAUCAUUUUGCAAGGGGAAUGGAUCCCUUCUCUUCUGUAAUGGCUCCAAGAUAUUACCAUCAGUUGAUUCCGAAUGUGCUACAAUACGAGAAUUGGACAGUCGUGACAGGCGAUCACAUAGAGGCUCCAGUAAAAAUAAGGUCUGCCCUUCAAAAGAAUGGACAUGUCCUACAAAGUAUUGCUGGAGGGACAAUCUGCCAAUUUGUUGUUCAAGAAUUCAAGUCAUCAAAGUUAGGGGAGCUUGUAGCUGUAAGUGACCCGAGGAAAGGCGGAUUUCCUGCUGGUUUUUAGACAUGUCACGUCUAACAAGCAGUCGUCUUCGCUGCACAAGGCCCCCUAACAGAGGAAAGCCAUAUAUGAUCAUUGAUCAGUACCAGCUGGUCAAGUGUGUUUUUCAUUUUAUUGAAUGUUUAGAAGCUCAUUAAGACAUAUAUAACUGGAGCUACCAUCUGUAUAAUGUGUAUAUCAGCCAAAAUGCUAAGGGAAAACACAUAAAAUAUAUGAUUUAUAUUGAUAUCA